AGUAUUCGUUUAACAUUCGCGCUGUGCGGACGUCGUUCGUCAGAUCGUUCGCCUCGGCUCAGUUGUCAAGUUGACGUCUUUGCGAUAUCUCGAAGCCUGUCGAGUCUACCUAAGCCAGCAAACACAGUUCGCAUUUAAGAACUGAAUUAAGAAUUUGAAUUGAGUAUUUUGGCUUUGGUUUGUGCAUAGUUUGUGUAUCAAUUACUGUUGUUGUUGUUGUUGUUGUCGUGAGCCCGUGAGCCCGUGAGCCCUUUGCAAACAUAUUUCUCAUUUAUUGUGGAGCCCCGCAACCCAUUUGAAUAUUUUAGCAACAACAGCCAACUAGAUUAGUGCGUGUGUACGAGUGUGUGUGUGUGUGCGCGUGUGUGCCAUGAUUAACAAGCGCCUGCCGAAGGAGGCGUGAUGUAAAUUGACAUUUUUUGUAAUUUUUCGAUUUACAUGCCGUUGCACAUUGGCAAUAAACGUUACAAGUAGCUUCUGGCCGAAAUAUAUUCUAUAAUUAGACUUGGGUCGCCAAAGCAAAGAUGCUUUUGAAGUGGCUGCUGUUCAGCCUGUGCAUAAUGCCGGCCAUGUUCAGCAAUACGAACAGAAAGUGCCCCGUCGAAUGUAGCUGCAGCUUUGAUGAUAUGGACCGCUAUCAGGCCAUCUGCACAAAAGGUGGUUUGAGUUCGCUGCCAACAGCUAAUGUACUGGACAUCGAUGUGAAGGUGAUUAUAAUACGUGGACCACGCAACUCGCUGACAAUUGGACCGGCACUGCGGCAAUUUAUGCAGCUGCAAGUGCUGCGCAUCACCGACUCCAAUUUGCCAGCGAUUGGGGCCGAGUCCUUCUGGGGUCUUAAAUAUCUCCGGAUAUUAGAUCUAUCGAAGAAUAAUAUAACAAACAUCACGGAAAAUAACUUUCGCGGCCAGGAUAAUCUGCAUGAAUUGGAUUUAUCAAAAAAUAAAAUAUUGCGCAUGGCCAGCUCAACGUUUCGCCAUCUGAUGGAUUUGCGACGUCUUAAUUUGGCCGACAACUCAAUUGUGGAGCUCGUGCAGCGCAACUUCUUCAUGCUGACAAGACUGAAGUACCUGGACCUGAGCGGAAAUCCGUUGCAGGAUUUACAGCCGGAUGUAUUUCGCGAUGUGCCCGAACUAAAAGUACUCAAAUGCCGCAAUUGUCAGCUGAAAAAAAUCAAUCCGCAGUUGUACAAUUUAUUGCCACUUUUAAGCGAAUUGGAUUUGGGUCGCAACGAGUUCAAAUUCCUUGACAAGGAUGAAUUUCGCGACGUGAAGCGCCUCACCAAAGUUUUACUCGACGGCAAUCAAUUGUCUGUGGUCGUGGACCAACUCUUCCGCAUGCAGAAAAGUCUUAAUCACUUGGAUUUAUCGUACAAUCGGCUGGCCAAAGUGCCGAAUGAUUCGUUUCUGCAGCUGACCAAUCUCACAUUUCUGGAUCUCUCGUACAAUAAGCUGGUGCGUCUGGAGCCGCAGUCUGUGCGGAGUUUGUCCAGCCUGAAGGUUCUGAAUAUUAGCGGAAAUGUUCUAAUGGAUUUGAGAGAUAUGCACGAAACUUUUGCGAUGAUACCGGAGCUAACGCACUUGGCCAUUGCGGAUAUGGGCCCGCUGCCAGUGGGCCUGCUAUCGCCUUUCCGGCAACUGCGCUAUUUGAAUAUCUCGGGUAAUUCAUUGGAUAACAUGGCACUGCAGGUUAUCGAUCCCUGCCGUGAGCUAGAGUUUUUGGACUUAUCACGAAAUCAAUUAUACGGCAUCAACGCUGACACGGCAAUACGAAUUCAGGGCAUUCGCAAUGUGCGCCUGGAUAACAAUCCGCUCAUCUGUGAUGAGUGCCACAUGGGAAAAUUAAUAAAUGUCGUGCGACAACUGCAAUGGCAAUGGGACACAUAUCCCAUUUGCUUUCUGCCGAAGAGUUUGCGUGGCGCUCAAAUAAUUAAUUUGGACAUUGGCGGACUUCACACGUGCCUUGAUUACAUCAGCGACGAGGAGCAGAAUGCCGCGAGCACUUCAUAUAACUUUCUUGAGCAUGGUGGCCUUAAUACCUUGGCUAUAUUGGGUGGCAUAAUUUUUGUGCUAAUUGCCGUUAUAAUAUUAUCGCUUGUGGCUUGCUUUUCGAAGAACCGUGCACGCUACUAUACCAGAGAGGAUCAUCUCAAUGGCAGCGACAGCAAAUGUUUGGAGAAGAACUUGGAGUCGGCUACAAUCACAACGCUCGGCAAUGGCAGCUCGCCGACGACAACCACCACACUGACGUUGGCCACAUCGCCGGCAGCGGGACCAGCAACGAAUGGCACAACAACAACAACAACAAAUGGUAAUACAAAUGGCCAAAUCCAGAGUCCAGCUAAUGGCAGCACGCCUGCACAUGCGGCCAUCGAUGCUGCCGGCAAGGAAAUCAACUUUACGUUUCCCAUUGACGAUCGUGUUUGCACCAUCGACGAGCUGGUGCUGCCACCGGCGCCGCCGCCCCCUGCCGUCGCCCAAGUGCACCAGCAGCCGAGCAUGGGCAGUCUAAUGUACAGCGUCUCGCAGUCGCCGAGCAGCAGCAGCAGCUGUGGCACGGCUACGGCGCGUGCAGCAGCAGCGGCUGCCGCAACGGUCAUUCCACCGGGCGCACCGUCGCCAAUGCCGAUGCCAGUGCCGAUGCCGUUGACUGGACCCGCUGACUCUGUGGUUGUGGUGCUGCCACCACCGCCGCCGCUGCCGCAGCAGCAGACGGGCAGCCUGGCCAGCCUGCGCGAGGUGCAGCAGCAGCUGGUGCAUUUGAGCAGCACGCUCGAGCCGCUGGUCAGCGUUAACUGACCCAGGGGCUUGGCAGCAACGGCCGCAACGGCCCCAACCGCAGCAUCAGCGGGUAAGUUGGCCAGCAAGCAAACGUUGAGCACGACAGCAACGUAAGCCACAGGAGAGUUGGCCCCACUCACAAUCCCAGUCGCAGUCGUAGCUGAAGCCAAUAGCAGCAACAUUUCGUUCACUGCUGGCGUACGGGACGUAUAAUUAAUGACACUGCGCACUGAGCAUUGUUUUUGGGGUCGAAUUGAAGUAAUUAGGAUUUGGGUUUGCAAUUAAGUUCAUUAAUCACGGGCGCCCUGACGAAAUCGAAGGCAACAACAAAUGUGAGCUGAGUUUUGACAGAGCCUGGCGAAAAUUUAUUAACGAACUAAGCAUAAGUUAAUUAGGAUAAGGAUAACAGUAGUUAUGUAAAAUGCAUUUCAGUUUGACGGAUUGCGUGGAAUUUUCAAUAAAUAAAGAAAAACAUUCUUCUAUACAUAUUGACUGCCAUUUUCCGUAUAAAGCAAAUAUUUCAAAUAUUUGCGAGCGUUUCACUAAGAUAUUUGUGGUUUGGUUUUAACAAUUGAUUUUUUUUCUAAAUAUAUUUAUAUACAUAUAUAUAUAUAUAUAUAUAAAUGUGAAACUCAGCAUCUGUGUGUAUAUAAAAAUAAAAUACAUUUAAUAAAUAAAACAAAAUUAGACAAAGGCAGCAGAAACACAUUUCACAUGUGAUAAAUUACAUUUUGUACAUAAAAUAAAAAUAAAAAAGCUACUUGGAAUUUCAUAAAGUAGAGACAAAAUACUGAAAGUAAAUAUUGUAUAUUUGGCAAAAUAAAUAAGAAAGAAAGAAAAAAAAACUAAUCUGAUCAGCUGCCAUUUUAGGCUAAAAACAAAAACAAAAAAAAUGAGCAAAAAUUAUUAACUUAAGUCUUAAGCAUAUAAAGUUAGCACGUAGCUAGUUACAUAGAUUUUAAACACAUAUAUAUUUAAAUCACUUAAGAAACUAAAAUAAUAUUUAUUGUUAAGACAGAUAAAAAGAAAAAAUAACAAUCAUUUAAAUGUUCACAACCGAGACCCAACCAGUAAACCCAAACGAUUUCAGUUUAUUUUAUAAAAGCGCAGCAAAAUAAUUAUACAUUUAAGUGAAUUUAAUUUAAUUUUAACGACAGCUAAAAUUUCAUUUAUGUUAAACAAGUUCAAACACUAAAUCCGUAAUAAAGUGUGACAGUUUAUGGAAAAUACUAAACAACAG
Molecule: messenger RNA, 4020 nt
Organism: Drosophila mojavensis
Lineage: Eukaryota; Metazoa; Arthropoda; Insecta; Diptera; Drosophilidae
Product: insulin-like growth factor-binding protein complex acid labile subunit
Exons: 15
Coding region: 525-2798 (757 amino acids)
Molecular function (GO): protein binding
Source: RefSeq, a predicted model, not a curated record